Messenger RNA from Colletotrichum spaethianum, 771 nucleotides. RefSeq lists its product as uncharacterized. The coding region runs from base 1 to 771 and encodes 256 amino acids. The record is from RefSeq and is a predicted model, not a curated record. The transcript has a single exon. NCBI's taxonomy places the organism in Eukaryota, Fungi, Ascomycota, Sordariomycetes, Glomerellales, Glomerellaceae.
AUGACGCCCACUUGCAAGGCGCCCAUGAAGCCCUUUCGCAUCCUGGUCUUCAGCAAGACAUCCGGCUACCGUCACGACUCCAUACCGGCCGCCGUCUCGGCCUUAAAGACCCUUGGCGCCCGCACGGGGUCCUUCAACGUUGACGCCAGCGAAGACGCCGAGGCCUCCAUCACCCCGCGCUCCCUUACGCACUACGCCACAGUCGUUUUCCUCCAAUGCACGGGGACCUUCCUGAGCGCCGAUCAAGUCGGCGCGCUGAGGAGCUUCAUGCAGUCCGGUGGCGGGUUCGUCGGCUUGCACGCUGCGGCCGCGGGCCUGCUGGACGACGACUGGUACGGCGGGCUUGUCGGCGCGCACUUCGACCAGCAUCCGCCGCCUGAGGAGGCGACGUGUGUGGUUGAGGACACGGGGCAUUUCAUCAUGGGGUGGGACGGGGACCGCGUAGGGGGCCCGGCGGGGCCGGCCGAUGAGACUCGGAAACGGUGGACUGACGAGUGGUACAACUUCCUCUCCCAUCCCAGGGCGAACAAGAAUCUCCAUAUCCUGGUCCGGGGCGACCCGUCGACAUUUGAGGGCGGCGCCAUGGGGGACGAUCACCCGCUCGCAUGGUGCCAGGAGUUUGACGGUGGGCGGUCGUUCUACACGGCCUUAGGCCACUACGACAACGCCUAUGAGGACGAGUGGUUCAUGGAGCAGAUUUUCAGAGCUAUUGUCUGGACUGCCCGCCGCGAUGAUGACGCGAGUCUGGUGUCACUGUCGUCUUCCGUCUGA